CUCCUCUGAUCUUCAUAAACUGGAGUCACACUGCUUUAGUCUCUGUCUCUGUGACACUACCAGUACUGAGAAAGUCCAGAGGGCUUCAGAGAUGACGACUGGUUGUAUGAAGUCCACCCUGGAGUCCGAACAUGGGCUAAUGACACUGGAAAACACACACUACAAGGAGGUGCUGGUGGAUAGCAAGUCAAAGAUGAAGAGUGAUGAUGAUGAUGAGGAGGAGGUGGAUAACUUCACAGACAAUCAAGAAGACCAGCUGAAAAAACCUCGCAGAAAAGACACACCUGUCCUCAACUCUCCUCCACAUGUACCAGGAGUAAGACUGCUUAAGGCAGAGAAGCACAUGGUCCACUUUGAAGAUGAGGAAAAGGAUGUGAAGGAUUAAUGCUUUUAUUUCACUUUUAUUUAGAUGUCAGUAAAUCUUUUUAUGUUCACAGUUCCAUUAAAUCACCAAACAUUUAAUUUUCACUAUACUUUUGUUGUUCUGAAAAAAGGAAAGAAAACAGCUUUAGUUCACUGGUCACACAUGACAAUUAGCUGUACACAUGCUGAUUGUGUAGAUGUCUUGAAAGGCUGUAUCACAUUGAAGACAUAUUUAAGGUAUUUAUGUUUAAUAUGAAGGCAGUCUCCAAAAUUGUUAUUUUGACAGAUAUUUCCAUUGUAGAGAGUAGGUAUUAAUUAGGGAUUUAUGGCUGAAUAAGAUUUUUUGGUUAGUACACCUCAAUGUGUUCAAGCCCUGAAGUACAAAGGAACAGCACUGGCAGGACAAUUAAUAAAAUGCAGAUUGGGAGGAAAGCAUUCAGUCUGACAUAAUACAAAUACUGCAUAUCACUUACAAACCUUAUGUAUCCUGCUUGUUAAAUUUUAUUUAAUUGAAAUGAAUGAAAAUAAACACGUCUGUGUUAGUCCA
Messenger RNA from Scatophagus argus, 910 nucleotides. RefSeq names its product protein phosphatase 1 regulatory subunit 17 (gene ppp1r17). The record is from RefSeq and is a predicted model, not a curated record. Bases 92 to 385 code for a protein of 97 amino acids. Gene Ontology annotation, biological process: regulation of phosphatase activity. NCBI's taxonomy places the organism in Eukaryota, Metazoa, Chordata, Actinopteri, Scatophagidae. Gene Ontology annotation, molecular function: protein phosphatase inhibitor activity. The transcript is spliced from 4 exons.